AUGAUUGCCUGUCUGAGGAAGUCUCUUGUUCUACAGAGGCAAUUGCACUUUGGUUUGGGCCGCCAACUCCCUACAAGCACAAUAUGUCCCCAAUCCUUCAACAGACUAAGAAAAUUGGCGAUACGAACUCCAAUGCCUUCCAAGCCAUUGGGGUCAUUAAUGCAAGCUAGGUGGAACAGUUCAAAUGCUAAGCAACCCAACACUACUAAUACUGAUAAAACUGGUCAAAUAGCUGAACUUUCAUCAAAUGAGAAGAAUUCCUCAGGAUUUCGAGAUAUUACGCGGUUACUAGGAUUAGCAAGACCAGAAGUAUGGUAUAUUAUGGGUGCAUUAUGUCUGAUUGUUAUAUCUAGUACUGUCAGCAUGUUACUUCCGUCAGUUAUUGGUAAACUUUUGGAUCUUGCCAAAAGUUCUAGUCCAUCUGAGAAUGAGAAACAGGAAAGCGGCGAUGGUGAUGAUAAGGAUAAAGAUAAAGAAGAGGGAACUAUCUACGGGUUUACACCAAAGCAAUUCUGUGUCAUCAUGGGUGGUAUCUUUGUGGCUGGAGCAUUUGCUAAUUGUGGGCGUAUUAUAAUUUUAAAAGUUACUGGUGAGAGAUUAGUAGCCAGAUUGAGAACGCGCACCAUGAAAGCUGCAUUGGAUCAAGAUUCGGCAUUCUUAGAUAGGAAUCGUGUCGGGGAUUUGAUCUCAAGAUUAUCAUCCGAUUCUUCUAUUGUGGCCAAGUCUCUAACUCAAAAUGUAUCAGAUGGUACUCGUGCCGUUAUUCAGGGUUUUGUAGGAUUUGGUAUGAUGACUUACAUCUCUUGGCAAUUGACCUGUGUUAUGGGUCUCAUGCUACCGCCAAUUGGUGCUAUGGCCAUUAUCUAUGGUAAAAAGAUAAGAAAUCUGUCAAAGCAAUUACAAACAUCUGUCGGUGGAUUGACUAAAGUGGCCGAAGAACAGCUGGGAGCCACCAAGACAAUUCAAUCUUACGUCGGUGAGAAAAAGGAAAUUCGUCGCUAUGCAAAAGAAGUGCGUCAAGUGUUUGACAUUGGAUUGAAAGAGGCUCUUACUUCUGGUAUGUUCUUUGGUUCCACAGGAUUUGUGGGUAACAUAUCAUUAUUGGCCCUUCUGAUGUCCGGUGCAAGUAUGAUCCAAAGUGGGCUGAUUACAGUCGGUGAUUUAUCCAGUUUUAUGAUGUAUGCUGUUUAUACCGGUGGUUCCAUGUUUGGUCUCUCUAACUUCUAUUCAGAACUGAUGAAAGGUGCAGGUGCAGCGGCCAGGGUAUUUGAAUUAAAUGAUCGUAAGCCUGCGAUUGCACCAACAUUAGGUAAAGGACCUACUUCCAUUCGUAAUCUGCCAAUUUCCUUUAAGGAUGUAUCAUUUACUUAUCCUACUCGUCUCAACAAAAAGAUCUUUAAUCAUUUGAACCUAACUAUUCAACCUGGUGAACACAUCUGUAUUGCGGGUCCCUCCGGUAGCGGUAAAUCCACUAUUGCAUCGCUAUUGGUAAGGUACUAUGAUGUGGAUCAAGGUGGAAUCUCCAUUGGCGAUACGGAUCUUCGCACUUUCAACUUGAGGAAAUACAGACGUUUAAUUGGCGUUGUACAUCAGGAACCAGUCUUGUUCAACGGUACCAUUCUAGAAAAUAUCUUAUACGCGGUUCCCCCAAGUGUAGCCCAAGAUGAAAGGCGUGUUAGUGCAGCUAUCGGUAAGGCAAACUGUUCCAAAUUCUUAUCAAAUUUCCCUGAUGGACUAGAAACUUUAGUAGGGCCCAGAGGUGCUCAACUUUCCGGUGGUCAAAAGCAGAGAGUUGCUCUUGCUAGGGCGUUCUUACUAGAUCCUGCCCUAUUAGUGUUAGAUGAAGCUACUAGUGCCCUUGAUUCUCAAAGUGAAGAGAUAGUAGCACGUACCUUACAAGAACGUGUAAGGCGUGGACUCACAACGAUUUCUAUUGCACACAGAAUCUCCACCAUUGCGCAUAGUACAAGAGUCGUUGUACUUGGUAGAGACGGGUUUGUGGUAGAAUCAGGACCUUUCCAAGAACUCAUUGACAGGCCUAACAGUGAAUUAAACUACCUACUUUCUCUGCAACAGGAUGAAAGAGAGGAGAUUAAAGAAAAUCCAAGCGAGCCAAGAGAAAUUCAACCAAAUACUAGAAAUUGA
This is a messenger RNA of Zygosaccharomyces rouxii, 2145 nucleotides long. It is a transcript of the gene MDL1, whose product is annotated as ATP-binding cassette permease MDL1. Bases 1 to 2145 code for a protein of 714 amino acids. Gene Ontology annotation, biological process: transmembrane transport. The transcript has a single exon. Lineage: Eukaryota; Fungi; Ascomycota; Saccharomycetes; Saccharomycetales; Saccharomycetaceae. The record is from RefSeq and is a predicted model, not a curated record. Gene Ontology annotation, cellular component: membrane. Gene Ontology annotation, molecular function: ATP binding; ABC-type oligopeptide transporter activity; ATP hydrolysis activity.